This is a messenger RNA of Rhea pennata, 1664 nucleotides long. It is a transcript of the gene CABP2, whose product is annotated as calcium binding protein 2. The record is from RefSeq and is a predicted model, not a curated record. Bases 358 to 1011 code for a protein of 217 amino acids. Lineage: Eukaryota; Metazoa; Chordata; Aves; Rheiformes; Rheidae. The transcript is spliced from 8 exons. Gene Ontology annotation, molecular function: calcium ion binding; calcium channel regulator activity. Gene Ontology annotation, biological process: visual perception; regulation of voltage-gated calcium channel activity. Gene Ontology annotation, cellular component: cytoplasm.
CCUCCCAGGGUGCAUCCAGCUGGCGCAAGAAUGCGGGGCAUAGGGCCAGCAAGAGGGGUGGCCAUGGCCAGACCCCACGGCCUAGAGGACAGAAGAUCUGCCCCCGUGCUGCCACCAGCAUCCAGCACAACAUGUCACUGAGCAAGUGCGGCUCGUUUCCCAAGGAUCAUCCUUUGGCCACCAAGGAUGUGAGGCUCGAAGUGCCCUCUGCCUCUGGGCAGGUAACCCCUAGCAGGCCACUGUUACUAUAAAAAAACCAGUCCUGGCUUGUCCUGGCCAGAGUGCCAGCCCCAAGGACUGCGCCAGCCAUCACCCUGGGGCCAGGCAUGCCCUGUGGCACGGGGGGUGCCGCCAGCCAUGGGCAACUGCACCAAGACCCCUGAGAGGAGGCUCUCAAAGGAUGGGAAGCAGCACUCUGGCUGUCCUGCCUCGGGCCCCCAAGACCCUGAUGAGCUGGCAGAGGCUGCACAGUCACCUCCAUUGCAGAACUACUCAGUGCUGCACGGGCUGGUGGGGCCAGCUUGCAUCUUCCUCCGCCAGAGCAUCGCCAUCACCCAGCUGGACCGAGAGCUGCGGCCAGAAGAGAUCGAAGAGCUGAAGCAGGCCUUCCGGGAGUUCGACAAGGACCAUGACGGGUACAUCAGCUACAAGGACCUAGGCGAGUGCAUGCGGACCAUGGGCUACAUGCCCACCGAGAUGGAGCUCAUCGAGCUGUCGCAGCAGAUCACAGGUGGCAAGGUGGAUUUUGAUGAUUUUGUGGAGCUGAUGGGUCCCAAGAUGCUGGCGGAGACAGCGGACAUGAUUGGGAUCAAGGAGUUACGUGACGCCUUCCGUGAGUUCGACACCAACGGGGAUGGGCAGAUCAGCAUUGCAGAGCUGCGGGAGGCCAUGCGCAAACUCCUGGGGCAGCAACUCAACUACCGCGAGGUGGAUGAGAUCCUGAAGGAUGUGGAUCUCAAUGGAGACGGCUUGGUGGACUUCGAAGAGUUUGUGCGGAUGAUGUCACGCUGAGGGCAGUGCAUGCCAACAUGAGACAGGAGCCCUGCUGUGCCUUACAAAGAGGAGGGGGCCACAGAGGAGACUCCUAGCUCAGACUACCGCAAGGGAGGACUCCCAGACCACGGGCUGCACUGGGGCAACACAACGCCCAAGCCCUAGGCAAGGCCCUCACUUCUUCAGUUCUGGACUUGCUCAGACUCAUCCUUGGCUGCACACCGGUCUUGCUGCCAAGUUCAAAACAUGGUGUGGCACACCUGAGUUCACACCAAACCUCUUUUAAUGCAGAUUCAGCAGGACUUUGGCUGCUCUUGCUCUGAUCUCUGUGCUGGACAGUUUACACUGCCUGGCUCUGAUCUCUCCCCCUUUCUCCGAGUUCCCUGCUUUCCAACCCUUCUUGUCCUGUUUCCUACCCCUGCCUCUGCAGCUCCCCCCUUCUCACUCCAACUUUAACUUGCCUUGCUAUUCCUGUAAACUCCUAGAAACAUCUUCAGUCCCUACCCCACAGCUGUGGUCCAGCUCCAAUCUAACAAUCCUUCCAUCCCUGCACACCAACCCUGCUGGCUUACCACUCCAUUCUGGUUUUGACCCCUGUAUCCAACCGUAAUGCUGAGUCCCAGCCCCUCAGUCUUGACUCUGCACUCUGACCCUAUCUCCAUGGCAUGAUU